GUUGGAAAACAACUUAAUGUGAUUAUUUAAAAAAAGGAUAAUGUUUUAUUAACCAGAUGGCAUUGCAGUGACGUACAGGGUGAGAGAUUUUUUAAGUGGAUGCGACAUGUGUGAAGACGAUCUUUUCAAAUGGGAAUCUUCUCGGUUAACAGUUGUUAUCAGUGCAACGUGCAGCUCCACCGUCAACUCUUCAGCACACUAUUUUACAAAAACCCUGGACAUGUUUUUAUUAUGGUUUGUGGCAGGGGUUCAUUUGGUGAUAUGUCCUUUCACAAAAGUAGAAGAGAGCUUCAAUAUACAAGCGACGCACGACUUGAUUUACCACAGAUUCAAUUUCACCCAGUAUGACCAUCAUGAAUUUCCUGGUGUUGUACCUCGAACUUUUAUUGGGCCGAUGUUGCUGUCGUUAAUUGUAUCUCCAAUUUACUUUAUCUUCAAAGUUAUUGGAUUUCACAGUUUUACGAAAAUUUUUAGCCAAUACCUUGUUCGUACAGCACUAGCAUCGUGCGUGUUACUUUCAUUUAACUUUUUCAAAAGAACAGUUGAAAAAGAAUAUGGAAAGCAAGUUACUACUUGGCUUGUUGUAAUUACACUAUCCCAAUUCCAUUUUAUGUUUUAUUUAAGUCGACCUCUACCAAAUAUCAUGGUUCUUCCAUUUGUGUUACUAGCAUUUGCAUUUUGGAUCAGAGGAAACCAUUUAGCUCUAAUAUCAUUUUCAUCUAUAUCUGUUAUUAUAUUUAGAUUUGAAUUGGCGAUCCUUUUUGGAUGUAUACUAAUUUUAGAAAUACUAUGUGGGAAAAUUACAUUGUUAAGAACUUUAAAACUGGGCCUCCCACUUUCUCUGUUAUCUUUUCUAUUUACUGUUGGGAUCGAUUCUUUUAUGUGGAAUAGAGUCACAUGGCCGGAAGGAGAAGUGUUUUGGUUUAAUUCAGUGCUCAAUAAAAGUUCCGAAUGGGGUACAUCUCCAUUUUUGUGGUACUUUUAUUCAGCUUUGCCAAGAGCUUUAGGUAUGAGCGUCGUAUUUGUACCACUUGGUGUUCUUUCAGAGAAGAGAGUUCGACUGUUGGUGAUCCCUUCCUUAGUAUUUAUAAUGCUAUUUUCUUUUCUACCACAUAAGGAAUUGCGCUUUAUCAUCUACACAUUUCCUAUGCUUAAUUUGUCAGCAGCUUGUGCUUGUAACAGACUGUGGGUUGGAGCGUAUAAAUCACUCUAUAGAUGGUUCCUUUGUGCUGGUGCUGUCUCCCAUAUCAUGGUUAAUAUUUUUGUAACGACAACUUUAUUAAACGUCGCCCAAUAUAAUUAUCCAGGAGGAUUCGCCAUAACUAAACUGCAUAGUUUGGUCCCUAAAGAGAAUUAUGCGCACGUUUAUAUAGAUAAUUUAGCAGCUCAGACGGGAGUUUCAAGGUUUACUCAAUUGAAUGACCAUUGGAUAUACAAUAAGACUGAAAACUUGAACUUUGAGAGCAAAGAAAUGUUAAUGUUUUCUCACCUUUUAGUCGAAGCGAGGAGCAAAUAUUCAAAAACGUUGAAACCUUUUACCAAAACGCAUACCAUUUUAGAUUUUGUCGAAGGCUUCUCUCACGUCAUGUUCAAUUACAACUCGUUCCCUCCAAUGAAAUUUAAAACGAGGCCAAUGAUUUUUAUUUUACAACAGGAUGAUUAUGUACUAAUGCCAUCUUUUCAUGGCGAUAUUAGCAACAACGUACAGUAUGAAAGUGUGAGUUACGUUAUUCCAGCAACUGAAGAGGACCCACAGAAACCUAUGGCAGGAAAAAAUGAAGAAUCAAUUGACACAGUUAAACCUAAACAGAAUGUGAAAAGAAGUGCAUUCCCACAAAAGCAGCCCAGACAAAGACCAGAAUUGAACAAAGUUGUUACAAAGAAAACGAGUUCAGAUGAAAUUGUAUUGAAACAAACAGGAAAUAAAGAAACCUACAAAGCCGACAAUAAACAUGGCUUCCUAGCUGCAAGUUCAGAUGAAAAUGGUAAAAACGUUUUACAAGACUUUUACAAGUUGGAACAGAGUUUAAAUAUUGAUGCAUCUAAAAAGACAAGCCUUGAAACUGAAAAAGAAAUUGAGAAAAAACCAGUGCAUAUCACCCCAAAUGAAAGUAUAGCAAAAGUUUUACCUACUAUGAAAGUUAAACAACAUACAAAGCAAAAGAAAGCGGCUAUUUCCGAAGAAGAUAAAGUUGAUUUAUUUCUACAGCAAACUCAGCCAGUUAAGAAUAAGAAACAGGAACACGUAGAAAAAGAUAAAAAUACCGUUGAAAAUCGAGAGGUUGAAGAGUUGGAUGCUAAAAAGAAACAAACAAUCAGACAGAAAUCAGAGGCUGAAAUUACAACUCUGAAUGAAAAAACAAUCCCGAAUAAAGAUGUAUUGCAAGAAAGAACACAUGAAGUGUUAAUAACAGAAAAAAAAGUUGAAGAGGGAACUAUGAAUGAAGGUAAAAUAGAAAAAGCGAAAGGAAUACAAACUGGGAAAACAGAAGAAACAAUGAAAAAAAAUGUUACAAGUAAAAAAACGUUACCAAAACCAAAUGAACAUGGACUGCCUACAAAAGAAAAAUCACCUGAAGGAGAUAAAUUGAAACAAACUGUUAUUUCAAAGAGUACAGAAACAGUUGCAAAUAUUUCAAUAAAAGAAAGUAAAAUAAACGACAGUAAAGAUAGAAAGCUUAGAUUGGAUGUGCCAAUUAAGGAAAAAGAAACUGAAUUUUCAGUAAGUGGCUCAAAUUCUUCUAAAAAAAAUCUUCCAGGUUCAAAUAAAAGUGUGGAUGUGACAAAUAAAAAUAAAUCUGAUCAUACUGCUACAAAGGAUACAGAUGACAAACAAAAAGUGACAAAAAAUAAAAGACAAAAUAAAAAUUUAAAUAUAGAAGAGGUUGAUUAUAAGAAACAGACACAGAAUGGAAAUGAAGAACUUAAUAGGGUAUUAGAAGUGAAUGAAAAUAAUGCAGCUCCUGAUAUAGUUGUGAAAGACAAUACGAUAAUAUAUUCAACUAGGGGUAAAGGGUCAAUAGCUAAACAUGUGGCAAAUCUAAAAAAGAAAUCUAGUCAAAAGGAAACUCCUGACUGAACUUAUAAUUUG
This is a messenger RNA of Cimex lectularius (bed bug), 3091 nucleotides long. RefSeq lists its product as uncharacterized. The transcript has 9 exons. Gene Ontology annotation, cellular component: endoplasmic reticulum membrane. The record is from RefSeq and is a predicted model, not a curated record. The coding region runs from base 107 to 3079 and encodes 990 amino acids. Gene Ontology annotation, molecular function: alpha-1,6-mannosyltransferase activity. Gene Ontology annotation, biological process: protein N-linked glycosylation. Lineage: Eukaryota; Metazoa; Arthropoda; Insecta; Hemiptera; Cimicidae.